Messenger RNA from Durio zibethinus, 1081 nucleotides. It is a transcript of the gene CLPP6, whose product is annotated as CLP protease proteolytic subunit 6. Gene Ontology annotation, molecular function: ATP-dependent peptidase activity; serine-type endopeptidase activity; ATPase binding. Gene Ontology annotation, cellular component: endopeptidase Clp complex. Gene Ontology annotation, biological process: protein quality control for misfolded or incompletely synthesized proteins. Lineage: Eukaryota; Viridiplantae; Streptophyta; Magnoliopsida; Malvales; Malvaceae. The record is from RefSeq and is a predicted model, not a curated record.
AGAGUAACCCAAAAACAAAGUCACCUGAAAUUUUCGUUGCCCUAAAAAAAUCUGUCUGUCUCUCUAUUUUUUCUCUCAAAUUUCCUACUUUAGCUUGGUAUCUUAUCUAUUUCCAAUAAUGAUGGCUUCGGUUAGUUCAUCUGCUCCGAGUCUCUAUCUCUCUACUCGAACCAGACCCACUUCUAUUUCGUCCCUUUCUUCGAGAAACUCGACGAGGUUGAUAGUCUCCGCAUUGCCAAACCCAUAUGGGGAUUCUUCUACAAAGGGGUUAUCUAGUAGAACUUCUGGGCUAUCUCUGAAGGUCAACGAGAAGGGCUUCCAUGAUAGCAAUCGAAGCUAUGGUGUAAUAGUAGCCCAAACGGCGAAUCCACCCGUAAUGCCAGCAGUAAUGACUCCAGGAGGGCCUUUGGACCUUUCAACUGUGUUAUUCAGGAAUCGAAUCAUAUUUAUUGGGCAACCAGUCAAUUCACAGGUUGCUCAAAGAGUUAUAUCACAGCUUAUGACGCUGGCAGCUAUUGAUGAGGAUGCAGAUAUUCUGUUGUAUUUGAACUCCCCCGGUGGAAGCACCUAUUCUGUCUUGGCAAUUUAUGACUGCAUGUCUUGGAUAAAGCCAAAGGUUGGCACGGUUUGUUUUGGAGUAGCUGCAAGCCAAGCAGCACUUCUUCUUGCUGGUGGAGAGAAGGGGAUGCGUUAUGCAAUGCCAAAUGCACGUAUUAUGAUAGGCCAACCUCAUAGUGGAUGUGGGGGUAAUGUUCUAGACGUCAUAAACCAAGUGGAUGAAGCAGUUCAAUUGCGCCAUAAAAUUGACAAAAUGUAUGCGGCUUUCACCGGGCAACCUCUUGAACUAGUGCAAAUAUACACAGAUAGGGACCGAUACUUAUCUGUUGCUGAGGCUAUUGAUUUUGGGCUCAUUGAUGGUGUCUUGGAAACAGAAUAUUGAACUCAGAUUGGGAUUAGCAAAGUCCUUGGCGAUAGUAAUCAUGUUCCGAAUUGGUGUUUAUAAAUUUAAUUAUUUAAAGUUAUGAUUGUCUUUGUCUCUAAAAGAGUAGUAAAAAUGCUUUAUUAAAAGAAAUUAUUCUCA